GCGGCGUUGCGACAGAGACGGAGAAUACGAACGACAUGAAUGUAGAAAAUAAUCAUACGGCAGAAACAGAGAGAGAGCAAACGACAAACGGCAACGAGACUAUCACCAUCCAAACAACACUGGGAGAUGAAGAUGAAGAUGUGCACAAGUGCGGACGCUGUCAGUCCGAGUUUUCUACGCUGGAGGCUUUCAUCCAGCACAAACUGCAACAUAGCUGCAAACGUUUGGAGGCCAUUCAAGAGGUUACUGUGGCCAAUGGAAGUUCUUCAGAGGUGAAGACAGCUGAUGGUGCAUCCUCAGAUGAACCAGUGAAGAUCACUAAUGAUGAAAGCAGUGGUAUAUUGGGUCGAGGUCGCAGGAAGAAAACCAUUUCGCUCAAAGUCACUGACCACUCAGAUGGGACUGAAGGAUCCUUAUCUGACAAUGCUGACAGUGACAGGCCUGUUUACAAAGUCAACCCAGACGGACGCUUCAUUUGCCAACUUUGUGACAAGACCUUUAAAACAACCAACAUCCUGAGAACUCACAUGAAAACUCACAGUGACCAGAAAAACUUCUCAUGUGACCUUUGUGGAACAUCCUUUCGCACAAAAGGCUCCCUGAUUCGACACAAUCGUCGUCACACUGAUGAGCGGCCGUAUCGCUGCACGCUAUGUGGCCAGUCUUUUAGAGAGUCAGGUGCCCUCACCAGGCACCUUAAGGCCCUCACACCCUGCACAGAAAAGAUCCGCUUCGUUCAGUACAAGGAGAUCUUGGUCAGCAAAGAUGGAGUACAGAAAGGAGUCGAAGACGAUCGCGCCGCAGUUGCCAGCCAGCAGCAGGAGGUAGUGGUUCUGGAAGAACAGCCAGAGGAGCAGGAGAUGGUCGAGGCUCAGACGGCUGUCGUCAGUGUGGUAGAAGCUGGUUCCCAGGAGGUCCUCCAUCAGGUCCACUUCACAAUGGAGGUGAAUGGAACAACGCAGGAGCAACAGGUUGUAGUAGAGCAGUCUCAGGCAGAAGCCCUGGCGGCUGCUGCAGCAGCAGGCGACAACCUCAUCUGCCAGGCCAUCAUCAACUCUGGCAUUGCACUGGGGACAGAGGAAGCUGUGGUUGAGGAGACCACACACUCAACUGAGGAGAUGGAUAAAGUGGUUUCUGACUGUCCUGAUGCGGAAGAGAGUAUCACUGAGAUCCAGGUUAAAGAAGAGUUUGUGGAGAUGGAGACAGAGGAAGCAGGUAGUGGAAAUGAUCAAACGUCCUCAAAACUGUACACUUGUCCACACUGUAAUCGCUCCUUCAAAGGACUGAAUUACUUUCGCUUCCAUGUCAAGGGCCAUUUGGGUUACAAGCCCUUUAAGUGCACACUUUGCCACAAGGAGUUUCUGACUGGUUACCUGCUGAAGAAACACAUGGAAGUCCAUGUUAGCGAGAGGAGGUACAAGUGCGGUGAAUGUGGCAAACUCUACAAAACCAUCGGGCAUGUACGUGAGCACAUGAGGGCCCACUCAGAUGAAAGACCCUACCGCUGUGCCAGGUGCAACAAGGGGUACAAGACCAAGAAUGCCUUGCAAGUGCAUCAGCGGACCCACGGCGAUGAGAAACCUUAUGUGUGUCAGUUCUGCCUCAGAGGUUUCAGGGAGAAAGGUUCUCUGGUGCGACACAUACGCCAUCACACAGGAGAGAAGCCUUUCAAGUGCCCGAAGUGCGGCCGAGGCUUUGCUGAGCACGGGACUCUCAAUCGGCAUAUGCGCGCGAAAGGAGGCUGUCAAAAAGACGAUUCCAGUGAGCAGAAGGAUGCAGUAUCAGGGGAGCAGUCUUCAGUGGACAGCCUCGCUACCGCAGCCAUCCUGUCAGAGGAUCCGCAUGCUGUCCUGGUGGAGUUCUCCUCAGUGGUGGCAGACACUCAGGAGUAUAUCAUCAAGACUCAAACAGAGGAAGAGGUGCAGGAAGAAGAGGUUACACUUAUUCAAGACAGUCAGAAUGAGAUGGGAAACCACAUCAUGAAAGUGGUGCAGCGUAUUGUCAGCCAAUCACAUGGCGCCGGCGGCACGGGCAGCCACCAGAUCAUUGUGCGCAACAUGGCGAUGAACGAGGAGGGCGCAUCGAUCUCUGACUGCGGCGACACCAUCACCAUCGCCACACCCGAGAGCCUGACUGAGCAGGUGGCCAUGACGCUGGCCUCGGCCAUCAGUGAUGGCACGCUGCUGGCCACGGCGGGCACCGUGGAGACAGCAGACGGGACCGUUACUAUGGUUACCACGGAGGAAGCAGUGGAGGGGGGGAUACAGAUGGUGCAGCAGCAAGAAGAAUAUGUCAUCACCUCCCCAGAGGAGGUGGAGAUCCAAACUGUCAUUGUAUGAUCGAAGAGGAUACUAACUAUGGACUGUACCUGUGUAGCUGACUACUGUAGACUUUCUAUGAGCUUCAUGCGCGAGAUCCGACUCCAAAACAAAAGGCCAAAGUGUUUAUAAGGUUUAUCGUUACAAAAAUAGAUCAACUUACAAAGAAAUGUGUGUGUGAAACAAAGAAUGAGUGUGCAUGAGGACUACUUCUGUCAUGUGUUUUUGCUAAUUUACUAAAGCGAAGCACUUCAUUCAGUAUGCUAGCUAAUUUUUGAACUUCUAGGUGCGUACAUCUUUAAAAAAGUAACUAACCAGAUUCAUUUUGAAAGGCAUAUUUCUUUUUACGUGGUUCAAACUGAACUCGUCUCUGCCUUUUUAUCUGUUGUAGCCUGGUCUGUUUGCUUUUCUGCAGUCACAAAAUGAAGUUCCUUUAUUCUUUUACUACCUGAAAUGGCAUCGCUCCAUCACAGUUUUCACAUCUGCUCUCAUGUCUGGGUCUGGUAUGGUCAAGUUUUGGAGCUCUUCUUCUCCAAUAGGGUUGCAACUAAAGAUUUUUUUUAAAUUGUCGGUUAAACUGUGGAUAAUUUUCUCUAUCAAUCGAUGAGUUGUCUUAUAAAAUGUCAGAAAAUGGUGAAAAAUUUCAAUCAGUGUUUACCAAAGCCCAAGGUGACGUCCACAAUUGUCUUGUUUUGUCCACAACCCAAAGAUAUUUAGUUCACUGGGAGUGAAGAAACCAGAGUACUUCCAAUACUAGUAUUAAUAAUGCAUCCAAUACUGCCUUAAAUGGUAGAAAAAGUAUCAGCGAGUAGGCAAGUCUCCUCACCAAUGCGAUACCAUGUAAGUUAUUGAUAAACUUUAACCCCCGAGGUCGGUGAUGUAUCAGAGAUCAAAGUGCCCUGUUUUCUACUUUUGAAAUAUCUCCGGAACGCUAUGCUUUAGAAACGUACUUUUAAUGGCCUCAGAUUCGUCUUUUGUAAUUUAGCCUUUUGACAUUGAAAUGUGUUAGUCCUACACAGCUGAAAUUGCUAAUUAUUUUUUUAAAACAAUGGCAUUGGAUUGGUACUUGGCUGAUAUGCAUGUUCAGGUAUUGGAAAGGGGGAAAAAAGUGGUGUCUCUUUAAGAAACCAGACAUUUAUCACUUUAAGAUGCUGGAAUCAGAUAAUUUUCACUUCAAAAAAAUGUUUAAAAAUUACUCAAACCAAUUAAUCAAUGUUAAAACUAAUUUAAUAGUUGACACCUAAUUGAUUUAUUGUUGCAGCUCUAAUCUCUAAAUUGAAAUUCGAUACCCUUUGAAGCCCGACUGACCUAAAACUGUGUGUGUGCCUGCCUGACUGAGGCCGCUUAAGGGGAGUAUAAACUUCACCAUUGAACAGUGUUUAAUCAUAAUGCAUCUUUAAGCAUGACAGAUACACCAGACAUUAAAUGUCAUCCAGUUACUCGAGUAGAGUUUGCAUCAAAUAAAUGCUAUUUUCUUAUACA
Molecule: messenger RNA, 3800 nt
Organism: Plectropomus leopardus (leopard coralgrouper)
Lineage: Eukaryota; Metazoa; Chordata; Actinopteri; Perciformes; Serranidae
Gene: e4f1
Product: E4F transcription factor 1
Biological process (GO): regulation of transcription by RNA polymerase II
Cellular component (GO): nucleus
Molecular function (GO): DNA-binding transcription factor activity, RNA polymerase II-specific
Source: RefSeq, a predicted model, not a curated record